AUGAAGGAUAAAUUGCUCAAUAAACUGGAGGAAAAUGAGCCUGAAUUAGCUUCAUCUCCUGAGGAAGAAUGUGUAAUUUGUGUGAAUGCGAAAGCUACGAUGCAGACGUCGCCUUGCGGCCACCGCGUGGUUUGCAGACGGUGCUUCGUGAAGACCAUACAGAUGGCGGUGAGCCAGCGCUUGCUGCCUCUGCGCUGCGUCAUCUGCCGUGCCAAGAUAUUGCGACUGAGACAGGCGCCCCGGCUUGUCACCAGCAAGAGUUGGCAGGUAUCGAGUAGCAACAGCAAGUGCUGGGGCGUGCCCGGCUCGGUGUCGAGCUACUCUGUGGGUGCACGUUCAGUGCCCGCCUCAGCCUCGCUCUAUUCCGUCACCAGCGGUGAAUCUUCCCUCUCCGGAGUGUCUUCCGUUUCGUCGAACAGUGGUGGUAAUGUAAGCAGCAGCUGUACAACCAAGUUAUGUGGUGGAGCUAAAUGUGGUGGGGCUUGUCUUGGAGCUAUCCCUCGACCACCGUCAGGUUCUGCGCCGCCGAAACCACGCCAGCCCGCUUCUAAUUCUUUACGACGUUCGCAACAUCAUAGCAUGAAGGCUCGACUGCAAGAAUACCAUAGUUAUACGGGCGGACCUGCGGGCGAGCCUUCGGGGCGACUGCCUCCUAUUAGAGAAUUCCAGCGAGAGUUCCGCGAGGGUAGACGCGAAAGUGCGACCACUUCUUGUGGCUCUACUAGAAUAAGGUGCGCACAGAAAAUAGUGACGCAGCUAGAAACUUCACCACAGAAAGACAAACAACAUUUCUUUCGACCUCUAAAACCUUCAAAUAAAGACGAUUCCCCUAAAUCUAGAGACCAUAGCAAAGAGACUGACAAGAAAAAAGAUAACCCCAAAACAAAGCCCAAAAAAGAAGAUAAGAAAAAGAAAGAAGAGGAAAAGGUUAAGCCAGGAGAGAAAAGUAAAAAGGAUGAGAGUUGUGAUAGUAAGAAAAAUGAUAUGGCAGAGAGAAAGAAGGAAGAAAAAUUAAGGCUCAAAGCUGAGAAAGAAGCCAAAAAAGAAGCUAAACUUCAGGCUAAAGAAGAGGAAAGACAGGCUAAAUUAUUAGCUAAAGAGGAAGAAAGACAAGCAAAAUUAUUAGCAAAAGAAGAGAAAAAGAAAGCGAAGAAAGAAGCAAAGUUAGCGGCACAAGCAGAAAAAGAGAAAGCAAAAUAA
Messenger RNA from Parnassius apollo (apollo), 1200 nucleotides. The record is from the annotation of a GenBank genome assembly. Lineage: Eukaryota; Metazoa; Arthropoda; Insecta; Lepidoptera; Papilionidae.